UAACUCUGUUUUGCAAAAGUGUGGAAGCACAUUGAUACUUUUUGUUUCCUGUUACUUUAGUUAAAUACUUUAAUGUUAUGCAUCUUUAUUUUCGGUGAUCUAUUUAGAUACAGCUUAGUGGAAAAUAACAUGUUAACUGCAAUGAACCUGAGCUUUUGACACUUGUUGUGUCAUUGGGCAAGAGAAGAGUUUGUAAAAUAGAAAUAAGGUUUAUUUUGAUUUUGGCGCGUUUAUUAAAGUGGCAUAAACCAUGUCUAAUCAGGAUACACUGGUCGAGUUUAACAGUGUUUUGGAAGAAUGGAAGAGUAAUCACAGUACCGGUGCAGAUCCAAUUCCAACAUUAAAAAGACUGGCUGAACUGAUUGAACAUGAGACAGAAGCUUAUUUUAAGAUGGAUCCAGAUCCAUUUGAUGAUCGACACCCAGGGAGAGCAAACCCAACAUGUACUCUGGGACAUUUGAUGAAAUCCUUGUUUAAAAAUGAAGAGUUCAUGAAUCAGCUGGUUGGGACAUAUUUGAUGUCAGGUAGAGAUAAAAAGGAACUGCACACACUGUCCUGUCGACUCCUGCUCGAUGUCAUGCCAGGGCUUGAAACAUCCGUUGUCUUUCAGGAGAAUGAAGGUGUGGUGGAACAGCUGUUUGAGUGGGCAGAGAAUGCCGAGAACCCUCUCAGCUCGUAUGCCACGGGUUUGUUAGCCGGGGCAAUGGACCUGCAAGACAUUGCUUCAAACUUCAAAGAACAGAACUCCAUACUGGUUCCCCUGAUGUUGCAGCGCCUGCACGCUCUACAGAAGCAGCAGAUGGAGGAAUCAUUGAGCUCGUCGAGUAGAGACGGCGACGACAACAAGCGCUACUUCUCGAUGUUCGGCAAGGACUCGAAGUCGCCGGCCGCCACUACAGCGCCCAGUCCACUGACGCUGAAGAGUAACGGCGAGCAGGAGGCCAGGCAGGAUGAACACAAGAAGAUCCUCAAGCGAGUGCUGUCUCCCAGCCACUACAGCGACGACGUCUUCAACCUCAAACCCAAGAGGAUCAAGUACAGCCCUGGAGAAAAAUGUGUGAUUUCUGAGGCUGACCAGAGUAACAGUAGCUGGGCUGAGAUGCAGCCGUAUGUAAUUGGAUCGUACUCCAUGGAACCACUGACCACCUCCAUGAAACAGCGCAUGAUUCUACAGUAUCUCACACCAAUGGGCGAAUACCAGGAGUUGCUGGGUACGACUUUUGAACACAGUGCCCUUGACCUUAUCUUUUUCUACAUUAACCUGAAGGAAAACCGAGAUGUUAGACUGGCUUUUGAGGCUCUUAAGUACCUGGCCACUCUGCUCUGUCACAAGAAGUUUGCCAUCGAGUUCCUGUCUGUGUCUGGCGUCCAGCGUCUUCUUGAAGUUCCACGUCCAUCAAUGGCUGCCACUGGGGUCUCUCUUUGUGUCUACUAUCUUUCCUACUUCGAGGACGCAAUGGAGAGGGUUUGCCUGUUGCCAGACAAUGUUUUAUCAGAUUUAGUUGGAUACGUCAUGUGGCUGAUGGAAUGCUCUCAUGACUCCAGUCGUUGUCACGCCGCCAUGUUUUUCAGCCAAGUGUUCCCAUUCAAGGUUAUGUUGGAUCUGUUUGACCAGAAAGAUGGCCUGAGACGGUUAUUUAAUGUGAUCAGCACUCUGAGCAUCCUGAACGUGGACGAGCGCUCGUCGAUGCUGACUGAGGAUCAGGUGUUCACAAUGCAGCAGGCCGCCCGACACGUCUGCGGCGCUCUCAAGAAAUACUUUGAGGCACACCAGGCACUGAAAGCCGACGAGAUACGACGGUCGCACAUGAGGAGUGACGGUGCAGUGUCACCUGUUCAGGAAACGCCAGCUUACAAACCCAUGAAGCUGACGCCUGAAGUGAUUCAAGACAACACAGAGGUUUUGAUGGAACUCUUGCCUCUACGCAGUAACUGGGUGCCCGAGGAAACAUUCCACAAUCUUGGGGGAAUCCAGCUGUUAACACAGCUUGUCGCCAUGGCACCAGAGUGGAGCAAUUACCCUGGAAAACCCGAGACAAUCAAGAAUGCGCUGGAUGCGAUCGCAGUUUGCAUGGUGACACCGAGGUCCCAGUCAAUCCUGUUAGAGUCUGUCUGUUUGCCUGAUGACAUCACUACACCGGCAAUCAGUGUUAUUAUUGGAUUAGCAGAGGGUGAAAUUUUGGCUGAUGCCGAAGUUCAGAAAUCUGCAUUGACCGUACUGGUGAACUGUGUGUGUGGACCCAUAGAAAGGGUUGGUGGAGGGGUCAGCAGAAUUGUAGGGUCUGGACCGAAAAAGAAACUUAAUUGGAAACAAGGAGAAGACAUUUUGAGCCGUGUCUGGAAUGGAAUUCGCACAAAUAAUGGCAUUAUGGUUCUGUUGAAACUUCUCUCCACUAAAACACCCAUUACAGAUGCUGACAUAAUAAGAGGCCUUGCUUGUAGGGCACUUGUUGGUUUGUCCCGAUCGGAAUCUGUGCGUCAGAUUAUUAACAAACUACCUCUGUUCAACAAUGGACAGUUGCAGUCACUGAUGAAGGAGCCAGUGUUGCAGGAUAAACGCCAGGAGCACAUCCGGUUCUGCAAGUACGCGAGCGAUCUACUGGAGCGUGUGUCUGGCAAACAACCAAGCUCCGUCGGUGACGCGUCUCUCGAAGAAAUACGACGGGCUGAUAUCGUCGCACAGACGAAGAUCAUCUUUCAGGAGCGAGAGUUGCUGCAGCUGAUGUACGAUCACCUGCUUGUUAAAGGGUUCACGGAGUCGGCGUUUGCUUUACAGCGUGAGGCUGGCCUGCCGAGAUGUGUGACCCCACCACCACUGCAUCCCUCUAGUCCUCACCUCUAUUCAUCGCCAUCAACAUCACGCCUAUCCAGGCAGAUGAGUCAGCCAUCGACAAGCCACACCACAGCCUCUGUAGCGGGGAGCUCUAGUCACACAAAUCACGCGAGGGACGUACCCACCACACCCGGGCCCAUCAGACUGACCGUCAACAAACACCAGCCAUCGCCACCACAAGUAACAUUCCAGCAGAAAGUUCAACUUAGUAAACUGAAAUACCUCCGAGAGAAAGAAAACUCCACCCAAAGUCCGAGUGUCAAGUUAAAAUCGGUGGGCAAGCCGUCGGUCGAUUACGACAUCUCGCUCGACAAGAUCGUCACGGAAUACCUUCGCAAGCAACACGCCCUGUGUCGCAACCCCGUGGUCACGUGUCCACCCAUGUCUUUGUUCUUACCUCAUCGAUGUCCAGAGCCAAAAGGCUGGAGCAGUGCUCCUGUGUGUAUAACGUCUCGCCUCAUGAGGAGAUCGGUUUUCCCUCCAUAUGGUGGACUAGAUGGCACAAGAUCAAACAGAAAAUUUAUUUAUACCAAAUUCCGUCCAGUCAGAACGUACCAUGAUGGGGAGGACGAUGGGUUCGCGUGCUGUUCUUUCAUGUCAAGUGAGAACCAACUCAUGUUAGGAACAUUCUCAGGCGAACUCAAAAUGUUCAGUCUAUCCACAGGGGAGGAAACUGCAAGUUUCUCCUGUCAUUCAUCACCAAUAAUUCAGUUGGAACCUUCUAGAGAUGACAAAAUGAUCUUGACAUCGACAUGGGGGACAAGGCAGGAUUGUUCACUGUGGCGUUACGAGAGAACCGUAGAGAAUGUUUUCACAUUUGAUGAUCACUAUUCAGAAUUCAGCAAAUCUACACAAGACAAAAUCAUUGGCACCAGGGAUGAAGUUGCUCAUAUCUAUGAUGUGGCAUGUGCUGAGCCGCUACAGACACUGCACGAUGCCGACAAGGCCAACAACUACAAGGCGAACAUCGCGACGUUCAACCCGACCGACGAACUGGUGUUGAACGACGGCGUCCUGUGGGACGUGCGCGCCCCGCGGGCCCUUCACAAGUUCGACAAGUUCAACUCCUACAUCAGCGGCGUCUUCCACCCCAUGGGGCUCGAGAUCAUCAUCAACUCUGAAGUCUGGGAUAUUCGGACAUUUCAUCUUCUCCAUACAGUUCCUGCUUUAGACCAGUGUCAGAUCAAGUUCAACCACACAGGGGACGUCAUAUAUGCCACGCGGUUUGACGACAACGAGAAUCUAGAAGACCGAUACCGGUCACAGUAUGGGUCGACUCUGAGAACGUUCGACGCCACGGACUACAGCAGUAUAGGUACCAUGGAUCUGAAAACGAAGAGCAUAUUUGACCUGUGUACGGACAAGUCUGACUGUUUUCUAGCUGUGGUUGAAAAUCAGCAGUUCUCGGAGACGGGUGCGGAAGAGAGCGUGUGUCGUCUCUACGAGGUGGGCAAGCUGCGGGACGCGGAGGAUGAUCAGGAGGAGGAGGAGGAGGAAGAGGAAGAGGUAGGUGGCGAUGAAGAUGAUGACGAUGAUGAUGAGGACGACGAUGAUGACAUCAGCAACAUUGUAGAGUCGCUGGGAGACGGAGAAUCGAGUGACGACAAUCAAGACGAGGGUGACGAGGGCGGUGAUAACGCUGUGUUUGAAGCAGAGGAGUUCAGUCCGUCGUCGGAUGACCUUGCGGAUGAUGACGACGAUGACCUCGAUGAUGACCUCUUGUUUGAUCUGGUGUAGGACGCGCACUGCCAGUGACGUCCUUGUUAGUGUUGAUGUUGUUGGCAACAGUCAACUAACGUCACUAGUCCACGGGGGUUUAUCAUGUUAACUUGGGAGUCUGAUCUGGUCUGUCGUCUUGAUGAAGGCUUUUUGUCGGAAAUUGGUUUACAGUGCUUUCAGUGUUAAUAUUAACACCUGGAGUAAACCGCAAUGUUUUUUUUUUAAUAUAGUUCAAUCUUUAAACUUCAAGGGUCGAGUCUGCUGUUUGGGAUGAAGUUCAUGUAAAUCUGUUUUUGGACUGUCAUCUAGAUGAUGAUGAUGAUGAUAACCUGUUGACCAGUCCUCUUGUUUCAUUGUUAAUUUUGUCACCUGGACAAGAUUGCAGACUUUUGGAGUUGAAUAGUCCAGUGAGAUUUCACGUGAGAACUUAAUGAAUGUUCACUAGGAUGUCAUUUACAUGAUGACCUGUUGUCCGAGCUGGUGGGGAUAAUCUUGUCAGCAUCACAUUAUUUAGUCUUAAACAGCAAACGUCUGGGAUGGGCUACACACUGCAGUCGUCUGUGAAUUCUGUAGUGUGAACUUGGAGCACUUUUUGUUUCACACGUUCAUCUAGAUGGUGAUGACGUGCUAAUUGAGCUUGUUUGGAAAGUACUUCGAAGAGAGCUGCUGGUUAGUUAGUGUUAAAAUUAUCAAUCAGUGUAAACUAACAUUGUCCGAUCUUAAGAGUCCACUUGUUUCAGCCUGUCUACUUCGUGAACCAUGUUUGAGUUGUGAUAUAUUUUCUUGUUGGUCAAAAAACAACAAUAACAUAUAUAGCAGAUUAUGUAUUCUUAACAGCAUUAUUAAACUAGAUAACAGCAAAGGUUUCCCUUUCUUUUUUUUCUUUCUUUUGUUUGGGGGUGUAGGGUGUUUUGUUUGUUUUCACCUCUGCUCUAGUUGUGGUCAAGAAAAACAUGAAUACUUACUGUGUACAGUUAAUAAAGGUACCAAACUACAUGUAUUUUCAUUACGUCAGGUUAAUGUAACUGCCAUUUGCCAAAAGUGACUAUGUUAUUCUUUGAAAAGAUAACAUUACAAAAGGAAGCUUUAAUUACUUUUGGUUCAUGUAAAUGUGUUAAUUUUCACUUGUAUUUGGUUAAGUUGCACUAGGUUUUUUAAAGAAGAAACAAACCAACAUUUUUUUUAUUUCCUGUCACAUCAAAAUAAAAGGCUUGUUUAGUUCCACACUGCAUUUGUACUUGAAAUAAUUUGCACUUUAUAAAUGAUUUAAAAGCAAAACUUUUCUGUGUCGUAGAAUAAUCUUUCAUGUUGCAUUUUUUGUAUUUAAAAAAUUUGAAAGAAUUUAGCAUAAUUUCAUUCAUUUAUUUAUUUUUAAUAUAUUUUUUCUUUUAUGUAUGCUUUUACCUUGUGUUUUUGAAAAGUUCUGACAGAAAUUGAUUGUGUAAAGUUGUAAAUAGAAAUUAUUACAGAUAUGUGAACAUGUGUGCUUUUUUGUCCUCGACCGGUCCAACCCGAGGAGACUGUGUUUCAUCGCCAUCUUGUUGUCUGUCUGUCCAUCUGUCCUACAUACAGUUUCUGGACUUUUUUCUCACAAUACCUCAAGAUUUUACAAAUCAAAUUUGACUUUUAUGGCAAUUUACCUAUUUGUUUUCAUAGAGUUAUAUCACUUGAACUUAGGAAAUGCCAAAAUUUGUUGGGCUCAUUAGGCCCUGGGGACAUAUAUAGGGAAUAACUGGUUACUGUCUUAAGAUAUCGGCUUUAUCCUGCGAAGGUUAGAUUGAAGAAUGCAGCAAGGCUCGGCCAAGCUUCAUUCGCCAUUCGACCCGAGCAGGAUAAAGCCUAUAUCUUAAGACAGUAACUAGUUAUUUCUUUUAUCCUGCAAUCUUACAGGAAUAUUUGCAAAAUCAUUAUUUAUUCCAGUUUUGUGUAGGCAAAUAGAGUAUUUUCAACCUAGCAAGGCCUUUUUCCGUAUGACAUCAUUAUUUGUAAGACGCUAGCUACAUUCUGUCACAUUAAAAAAGUGUUUCUAAAUUCUAAUUCAUAAAUAAAUACACAAGUUUUGUAUUAUUAUCGCAAAACUGAAAGUUAUUUGUAUUUAUUGUACUUCAACAAAUGAUUUAAAGAAAACUACUGUGAAAUACUCGAGUCAAGUCGGGCUUAAGUCACGUGACCUAUAUUUUUGGUCAGUGACCGAAAAUAUAGAUAUUUAUCUAGUCAUCAUAUCUUUCCAAUGUAUACAGUGAUUGCGGGAUACAUUGUUUUAACAAUAAUCUCUGAACGCUUGUUUAGUUUUGAAACAAGUUUCAUUCUGUUUAUUUCAAGAGUGAGCUUAAGGUGAAUAAUAUCUUUCUUAACAAGUUUACAUAAUAUCAUACAGCACACAUUCAGCUGUGAUUAUCUAUUGGCACAAAACGUUACAAUAUUUGCAGUACAUGAUAUCUGUUACAUCCAGCCACGAUAAUGUCGUGUAGAGAUGAGAUGUUACAGCUAGGUACAAGAUUUUAAUACUGUGUGUGAAAUAUAGAGAAUAUUGCAUGAAUGGUCAUUAGAUACCUUUAUCUUACAAGGUUUUUGGUGGAUAGUUUCGCUUUGAUAUCAAGGUGGAGCAGUCAAUUUGUGUUUAAAGCAAUCUUCAACAUCAUAGUUUGGAUAAUGCCAAAAUAUUUAUGAUCCCAUUUAAGUUGAACCAACACCUAUUUUACCUUCUUAUAUUGAUCACACUCUUGGGAAGUGCUGCAGGGUAUAUCGGGAUUAACCGCAAAGGGUAACAUUAGUACUUUACAUUUGUUUUCAUGAAUUGAUAUUCAUAAGAAAUAUAUGUUGAACAUAAAAAAACAUGGUCAACAAUGCGAUGUAUGUGUUAUCAUCCAGGGACCUAAUUCACAAAACUCUCACAACUGAUCUUGUAGCGCAACACAAACAGACUUGCAAUGAUGAUGCACUGUAGCUUAAGAGAGCACCAUGAAUUAGGUCCCAAGUAUCUUAUAGUAGUCAAAAUGCAUCGUAUGGGAAACAAAACAGGUACAUACUUAACAAACUAAUGUUACUAAGGUAAGUGACUUAAAAUGGAUUUUAAUAUUUACCGGGUAAUACCCUUGUUUUGUUUUUUUUGGCUUUUCUUCUUUCUUUCUUUUUUUUUUCUUUUUUUUUUUUUGUUUAGGGAGGGGGUAAAGUAAAAUAAUCGACAGAAGUGCACUAAUUGUUCAUAUUUAUAAAAUGUAGUCAUUUAGAAAUUUAAAUAAAACAACAUCUUUAAUUUUAAAAAAAAAGAUGGGCACAUAAUUUAUUCCCCAAUUCCCUAAUUCAUUGUUUUAGAAGAAAAAAAGUACACUAAUUUCUGAUGAAAACAAAAUUGCGCAUGUGGAUUUCACCCUUUGUUUUGUGGUGUCUUGUGACCGUGAGUCAUUUAAAUGUAUGUGGAACAAAGGUAACUCAUUUAAUAAUGGGGGGAAGGGGGGGGGGGGGGUAUUCAUAUAAUUGUUUGUGUGUAGUACAGUUUACUGUAUGUACCCUCUUAUUUCUGUCCAAGUGCGUCAAACUAGCACUGGGGGAUGAAUGUGUAUACUGUAGGACUAGUUUUUAUGAUUCAAAACCGAUUAUUUAGAUUGUUACCUUUUGGUUGUUCACAUGUCAGUGAUGUAUGUUUAAGUUUAACUAGGUAUUAUUUAGGACACAUAAACAUUUCGUCUUCACCACAUAGUAAGCCUUUAUUGGAUGUUUACAGAUGUGUCAUUCAGUCAGUAUGAGCCGUUUGAGAAAUGAUCAUGGCAGAUUAUAUUUUUCUCCAAACCCACAUCACACAUAGGGCAUAGCCAACAAAUUUGUACUUGUAUAUCCUGAUCAUCCAAACAAUCCACUUUAGCAUGUUGCAAACAUAUGCAGUAAGGAAAUACUGUUUAAUGUAUUCUAUAUAACAAAAUAACAGUCACAUUAUAUAACUCUGCAUCACAUUUACUUCUAUGUUCCUCAAAAUAAGGGUUUUUGUUUUUUAAAAGAAGCAAAAAUGGUCUCAAUUCAUUUUGUCAAAACAAACUGAAGCAAUUUUUGUUGGGAGUCCACAUUUAUUCCAAUAAAUUCAUGAAGAAACAUGGUUGACCUUGUAUGUAGAAUAUUUGGCUAUGCUCUAAGAUCGAGAAGUGUAACAAUACUCCCAUCAGUGCAAUAAAGGUAUCAUUGUGCUAGAAAGUGACUUGCAUAUAUCGUACACUUGUUCCUUGCAGCAUUACCACAGAACCUUGCAUGCCAGCAAAGUGUUGUUACUUGUCCUACAUUAGGCCUAUAUAAAACAUUGAAUUAAAUGUCAUUCCUACAGACUUUCAACCUACAACGAUUCUCACUGCUUCCAUAUACUGACGUGAUCAUUUCUGAAAUCUCUGUAAAUAACUAAACUAACAUGUUGGUACAUCUACCAGUGAUGUACCUCCGAGACUUAAAUGUAUAUCUAGAGUUUGUGUGUGUGUGUAGAAUUCACUGUACCUGUAGUUGACGAUCCAGUUAUUUGUAUGUCAAAAACAAUUGUGCAAUCUCUUUCGUUUGCUACAUGGGGCAUCUAUUUGUAAAAGGGACAUUGUAAUUUAUAUUUGUAAAUAAAACUAAAAUAUUUGGUGCUACUAAAA
This is a messenger RNA of Gigantopelta aegis, 9168 nucleotides long. Its product is annotated as DDB1- and CUL4-associated factor 1-like. The coding region runs from base 251 to 4570 and encodes 1439 amino acids. The record is from RefSeq and is a predicted model, not a curated record. The transcript has 37 exons. Gene Ontology annotation, molecular function: protein binding. Gene Ontology annotation, cellular component: nucleus; Cul4-RING E3 ubiquitin ligase complex. Gene Ontology annotation, biological process: protein ubiquitination. NCBI's taxonomy places the organism in Eukaryota, Metazoa, Mollusca, Gastropoda, Neomphalida, Peltospiridae.